GCGCUGCACGAAGGGAGGGACGGGGAGGAACGCGCCCUUUAAUAACGGGCUAAACCGAAUUUAACAAACACUGCACGGACUUCAGAGGCUUUUUGUUGUCGUAUUGAGUGCAGAAAAUACAAAGCAGAGCAGCAGUCCCCUGAGGAUAGACAGACCGACAGACCGGAGACACACGCAGGACGGCAGAGAGCCACAUUAGGCUCCCACACGAACCAAUUAACGUUAAUAAACAAUGGGUUGUUUACUUUGUUUCCAAUAUAACUUCGUCUCUGAAUGCGCCCUACUGGAGCAAUUCGCUUUAUUUUGUCUUGUUGAACCGGCUGGGCUCGUGUCUGACUCCAACCGGUUUGUUAUGGUGGACGUUUAGGAACAAAAUGUAUCGAAUCAUUUAGUGUUCUCUUCGUUUCAGAAUCUUCACAGUAGCCAUUAGCUCGUCUCACUUACCUUCAAAGUGUAGAUAGUGUGUCUACUGAGAGCUGCUAACACAGUUUAGGUUAGUGUGUCAGUGAGACCGCUGCAUCCAGCCAAUCCUCCCAGACCGGAGCGGAGAUAGUGGGGGAGCGGCCAACAAGUGCUGCCUUCAGGACACUCCCGGAAAUAUCAGACAUAUAAGUUUCUCAGUUCUGUUGAUGGCACUACACAACCCAGCUAAGAGGCUGCUGCAAUGCAGACUGUGGCCCAAAGAAGUGGACAUGGAGAGAUUUGGAGGGAAGCUAUAAUCACAAACUCAUGAAACCACCUCCCUUCUUCAUGUGACCAAAGGAGGGAGGCUCAGUAAUUCCAUUUAGAGAGAAGAAAGGAGGACGCAGUGAGGAAGAGAGAGUUGCUUGCGGUGUAGAGACCACAUUGAUUAAACGUGCUGUUUUUACAUGCUGCUGUAUUUAUCAAGAUGAAGGACCGACUGGCGCAGCUGAAGGAGAAGAGUGAUGCUCCAGGGGAUGCUGUCGAGGUUUCCAUGGAGAGCGAGGCCUUUAUGGAUGAUUUCUUUGCUCAGAUCGAAGACAUCCGCACCAGCAUUGACAAGAUUGAUGAGAGUGUCACAGAAAUAAAAAAACUCUACUCCACCAUCCUGUCAGCCCCCACAUCUGAGCAGAAAACACAAGAUGACCUUGAAGCCCUCACCAAUGAGAUCAAGAAGUCAGCCAACAAUGCAAGAAACAAACUUAAGACUAUUGAGCGCCAGCUUGAGUCAAACACAGAUGAGAGGGCGUCAGCCGACCUCAGGAUACGCAAAUCACAGCAUGCUAUCCUGGCUAAGAAGUUUGUGGAGGUGAUGACAAAAUACAACGAGGCCCAAGUUGACUUCAGAGAUAAGAGCAAAGGACGAAUCGCCCGACAGCUGGAGAUCACGGGGAAAGCAACGACUGAUGACGAGCUGGAAGAGAUGCUGGAGGGAGGAAACUCAGCUGUCUUCACUGCCGGGAUCAUGGACUCUAAGAUCAACCAGCAGGCCCUGAAUGAGAUUGAAGCUCGUCACAAAGACAUCAUGAGGCUGGAAAGCAGCAUCAAAGAGCUCCAUGACAUGUUCGUCGAUAUCGCCAUGCUGGUUGAGAACCAGGGUGGCAUGAUUGACAGAAUUGAGAGUAACAUGGACCAGUCGGUGGGCUUUGUAGAGAGAGCAGUGGCUGACACCAAAAAAGCAGCCAAAUUCCAGCAGGAGGCCCGCAGGAAACAAAUGAUGAUCUUCUGCUGCUGUGUGGUUCUGGCCCUCAUCGUCGGUUCGUUUCUCUACAGCUUCAUCAAAUAGAGGACGUGAACGAGUCCACACACAGUACAGGAUGAGAGGCAGGGCGGAACCGCUCUCUCACGGUCGCAAAGCAGAGCCUGUGCUCACUUUACUGUCACCUCGACUCAUUCAAAACAGAAAUAGAGGCCGAAAAUAUUUGCAUUCAUUCUCAGUUAUUUCUCAGUGUGUUAUGACAACUUUUUUUAACCGUCUCAGAUCCACAUUUAAAAUUCAGUGUCAGUGCAGUGUCUGGAUGAUUAAAGUUAAAUGGAGCUUUGAUGAAUAAGGUAUAAGAGGAGCUUCGAAUAAGACUCAAAGGCAAUUAGUUUGGAUUUAUCUGCCUCAUACAGAUUUAGAUCAGUAUUCUUGGACAGCUGCAGAACUCAUGGAGGGCCAUAUCACCCCAGAAUAACCACCGUUGAACCAACAGAACUCUAGUUCCAACAACAACCUGAAUAUUAUAGGCUGCAUAAAUGUGAGCUGUACUGUAGAGCAGAUAGAUUGUAUAGCAGUAGUAAUGAAGUGUAUCGCCCAACAAGCUAUCAAGAUGAAGGAUCAAAGAACACGUAACAUAUGAGCAGUGAUUUCUUUCUUCCCUGACUUCAGCAUAAUUACUGGUGCAGCAUGAGUUUGAAUGCUAAUAGCUGCAGAGUGGAAACGUUCACCAGACAGUGGCACCAGAUUAAAGGUGAACGAGUCGCCAAGAUAUUUACGUUUUACUUACCUAGGGGCCAUGAAUACCUACAGCAAAUAUCAUGCUAAUCUGGCAGCUAGCCUGUUGUAGCUUUGUCCAUUUUUAUCAUAUGAAACAAGAGGAUUUCUACAUUUCACCUGUGUUUCCCAGUCUCCCUUUAAGAUUCCUGACAAAGCUCUCAAACCUGGACGUAUUUCUUAAGUGAGCUUCUAUAGACUAAAAGACACUGAUAAAUUGUUUGGGUCCACCUUCACAAAUACACUGAAACUGAAAAACUAAGGAGACAGGAAUGUUGUCAUAUCCAAGAAAGAACUGAAAAUGAUUCUAAAUGAAUACCAACUGAAUGCAGUGUAAGUGAAGCUGUGACCUCUGACAGGAACCCCUGUACUACCACACUGCCCAUCAUCAUGAUGCAUAUCUAUGAAGUCCGUAUCCUAAGUAUUGAGACAGCUGUUCCUAUUCUUUUGUACAUUUGUUGUUAUUUGUGUUUUGAUGUGGAAAUCAUACCACUGUGCCAGUACUUAUGCUAUCGACUGCAUCUAAUGAUACAACUCAUAUCAUGUUUGUGGAUAAGCACCUGCUAUGACUCCAUAGUGGGCCUUUAUUCAAAUCACUUUUCAAUUUAAUGAAGGAAGAAAGUCACUUUCUUUAAAAAAACACAUAUUGGAGUUUUGAUGUUGAAAUGAUUAUAAGGUGACCGAUAGUAGACGCUGUAUGAGCUGAGAAUAGAAGUACAUUCUAAGGGUGUUAGAGUAGAAAUGGAAACAAACACAGCCCUGCUUCAUUUGAUUACACUGACACUGCCUUGGGGGUGUUUUACUGCUUUAGGUCUUCGUUGUUUGUGUGUUUAUUACAAAGAUUGCUUUCAUUUUUAAUAUGUGUGUGUGUGUGUGUGUGUGUGUGUGUGUGUGUGUGUGUGUGUGUGUUUGUGUGUGCCCCCCCCGUCCUUUUUUUAAAGACUACAGCUAUAUUUCCAAAGAGGCUGUUCUUGUUUCAUGCCAUGGUCUGGCUCUGGUUAGUCUUCGAUGUUUGCAGCCUUCCUCUUUGCUCUGGAUCCACCAAUGCAGUCGGCUCCAUUGCAGGUGUGGGCAGGCACUGACACUGCAGCCCACUCCUGUAGUGUCAGCCUACU
Messenger RNA from Dicentrarchus labrax (European seabass), 3552 nucleotides. RefSeq names its product syntaxin 3a (gene stx3a). Gene Ontology annotation, biological process: intracellular protein transport; synaptic vesicle fusion to presynaptic active zone membrane; exocytic insertion of neurotransmitter receptor to postsynaptic membrane. Gene Ontology annotation, cellular component: synaptic vesicle; plasma membrane; SNARE complex. The record is from RefSeq and is a predicted model, not a curated record. Lineage: Eukaryota; Metazoa; Chordata; Actinopteri; Moronidae. The transcript is spliced from 12 exons. The coding region runs from base 890 to 1747 and encodes 285 amino acids. Gene Ontology annotation, molecular function: SNAP receptor activity; SNARE binding.